AUGGCUAAAAGUAUUAUCUGUAGAAUGGUCGAGGAGGGUGAGCUGAAUGCGGUGGUGGAUUCUCAGAGCCGGUUGUUUGGUUUUGAGAGGCUGAGAGUGCUCGAUUUGAGUGCAGUGCCGUUUCUGACGCCGGGACAUUCGAUGUUGACGGUUUAUGCGCUCGCAGAGAAGCAGGCGGCUGACAUACUGGCAGGCAACUAG
Paraphaeosphaeria sporulosa is the source of this 201-nucleotide messenger RNA. RefSeq lists its product as uncharacterized. Lineage: Eukaryota; Fungi; Ascomycota; Dothideomycetes; Pleosporales; Didymosphaeriaceae. Gene Ontology annotation, molecular function: oxidoreductase activity, acting on CH-OH group of donors; flavin adenine dinucleotide binding. Gene Ontology annotation, biological process: secondary metabolite biosynthetic process. The transcript has a single exon. The record is from RefSeq and is a predicted model, not a curated record. Bases 1 to 201 code for a protein of 66 amino acids.